AUGCGAACAGAAAUUCGUAAACACAGAACAUUGCCCAAUGAUCUGUUUCAAGAAAAAUGUUUGAUGCAAGAUGACUUUUUGGAGCAAGGUGAUGAAGAUGCUUUUAAUGAGAAGAUCAAAGUGGUGGACUCCAUUAAACCUGCGGCUCCUCCCUCGUCUUGGUCUCUUCGUUAUACCACUCAAUUGGCACUGCCACCAAGGCUCAAUCUCAUUUCAAACCAUGAUUUCAUAUUACGCCCCUCUCAUCCGUCACAAGAGCAAGAUUUUGAUUCUGCCUCGUCUACCUGCUCCUCCUCUUCAUGCAACAGAUUCAACCAACAAGACAGUGAUUGCGAGGAAAAUGAACACAAUUAUGUGUAUGGCAGUUCCGACUCGUAUUCAAUGACACUUCAAAAGCUAUCUGGUAUAUCCUUUGAAGGCGAUCAUCAUAAUAAAACUAGAACCACCACAGCAGUUCUCAUAACUUUAUCACCUUGUGCUUUAGCAGCUGCCAAUGCUGCUCGACAGAAAAGACAAAAGAUCCGCACAUUUCAUCACUAA
Messenger RNA from Mucor velutinosus, 540 nucleotides. RefSeq lists its product as uncharacterized. The record is from RefSeq and is a predicted model, not a curated record. The transcript has a single exon. The coding region runs from base 1 to 540 and encodes 179 amino acids. NCBI's taxonomy places the organism in Eukaryota, Fungi, Mucoromycota, Mucoromycetes, Mucorales, Mucoraceae.